AGGGGGGAGCAACCAUCACCUGGGCGAGACGUGGUCGAUGAUGAUGUAUGAUGUCAAGGACGAUGGCGAACAUCACAUCGACGACACGCUUCUCUGUCACUCCUGCCUGAUCGGUGUAUCUCUGUUUCACGAACCUCUAACGAAAACGAAAUGUUCAUCAUCAACUGGCUCUGGGACGUAUUGGCCUCGUUGGGUCUCGCAAACAAGAGCGCCAAGCUCCUCUUCCUUGGUCUCGACAAUGCCGGAAAGACCACCCUCCUACACAUGCUGAAGAACGACCGAUUAGCAACCCUCCAACCCACUCUUCAUCCUACUUCGGAAGAGUUGGCCAUCGGGAAUGUCAAGUUUACGACCUACGAUUUGGGUGGACAUCAGCAAGCUCGUCGUCUCUGGCGAGAUUACUUCCCCGAGGUCGAUGGGAUCGUCUUCCUCGUCGAUUCGGCUGAUACCGAGCGUUUCGCCGAAAGCAAGGCCGAGUUGGAUGCGCUUCUGUCAAUCGAAUCGUUGAACCAGGUACCUUUCCUCGUUCUUGGCAACAAGAUCGAUGCACCAGGUGCGGUUAGCGAGGAGGAGCUGAGGCACGAGUUGGGUCUUUACCAGACUACCGGAAAGGGCAAGGUACCUCUCGAGGGAAUCCGACCUAUCGAGUUGUUCAUGUGCAGUGUCGUCAUGAGGCAAGGAUACGGGGAAGGUAUCCGAUGGAUGAGUCAGUACAUCUAAACGGGAAGAGAGGAUUUCGUCGCUCCUGACAGGGUUUCCGGGGAGAUGACCGAUGGGACGCGAUCGCGAUGAGCAGCGAGGCUGCUUUGUUGACUUCUUUUUAGCUGCAUCAACCUGGCUUGUGCGCAUGACGUCGCCUCAUUCGUCUCCUGGUGUCCGGGCGGUAUGUGAAGUUUCACGUACAAGGCGAAGCCUUCCGGGGAGGUGACUGCAUGUCGCCAUUUCGUCGAGCGUUUUUUGAACCGAUAUGCACCACAUCGACUUCGAAGAGAGCGAAGAGGAGAACAGUGAAAAGACCUAGG
Messenger RNA from Filobasidium floriforme, 1022 nucleotides. Its product is annotated as putative SAR small monomeric GTPase. The record is from RefSeq and is a predicted model, not a curated record. Gene Ontology annotation, molecular function: GTPase activity; GTP binding. Gene Ontology annotation, cellular component: COPII vesicle coat; endoplasmic reticulum exit site. Lineage: Eukaryota; Fungi; Basidiomycota; Tremellomycetes; Filobasidiales; Filobasidiaceae. The coding region runs from base 151 to 720 and encodes 189 amino acids. The transcript has 11 exons. Gene Ontology annotation, biological process: intracellular protein transport; endoplasmic reticulum to Golgi vesicle-mediated transport; vesicle organization.